This is a messenger RNA of Prosopis cineraria, 489 nucleotides long. Its product is annotated as non-symbiotic hemoglobin 2-like. The transcript has 4 exons. Gene Ontology annotation, molecular function: oxygen binding; heme binding. The coding region runs from base 1 to 489 and encodes 162 amino acids. The record is from RefSeq and is a predicted model, not a curated record. Lineage: Eukaryota; Viridiplantae; Streptophyta; Magnoliopsida; Fabales; Fabaceae.
AUGGGCGGUUUCAGUGAGAAUGAAGAGGCUUUGAUCAGAAUCUCGUGGGAGGAAUUGAUGCAAAACUUUCCCCAUAUUAGUCUUCGUUUCUUCACUUCGAUAGUGGAGAUUGCGCCUGAAGCGAAAGACAUGUUCUCCUUUUUAAGGGAUGCGGAUGAAAUUCCUCAGAAUAAUCCUCUGCUGAGAGGCCAUGCUAUGAAGGUUUUCAAGCUGACUUAUGAAUCAGCAAUGCAACUUCGAGAGAAAGGAGAGGUGGUGGUAGAAGAUACUUUAUUGAAGUAUUUGAGCUCUGUCCACAUCAAGAAUGGAAUCCUUGAUACCCAUUUUGAGGUGCUGAAAGAAGCACUGCUGAAAACAAUCAAGGAGGCAAUGGGAGAUAGAUGGAGCGAGGAUGUGAAUCGUGUGUGGGCUGCAGCGUAUGAUGGGUUGGCAACCGCAGUAAAACAGGAGAUGAAAGAAAGUAUUGAUGGAGUCCUCCAGAUUCUCUGA